AUGCAAAUAUUUUCAAAAAAAUUAAAACAACAAAAUACUCAAGUUCCUUGGUCUCAGAGAAAACUUUCCCUAUCGAACCUUCUUCCAAGACAUGGUCAUUCUACAAAUCAGAGUGGGGUAAAUGACGAAUUAUGUAUCUUUGGUGGUAUUUAUAAAGGAGGCGCAACUAAUGAUGUAUUUAUAUUAGAAACUAAUACAUUCAAUGUUACUGGAUUAACGACAACUGGAGACAUUCCACCGCCUCGGAGUUUACAUACACAAGUUAAUAUUGGAAAUAACAUGAUCGUUAAGAAACAAUGGUAUAAACCACCUAUGCAAGAUCCAAAGGUGAUUGGCCGAUUUGGUCAUUCGGCGACCGUGAUCGGAUCAAAAAUGUACAUCUUUGGUGGACAGUCUGAUGGUCGUCUCUUGAACGAUCUGGUCGUAUUUGACCUGCAAACGCUUAGUUCUGGUGUAGCCCGGUGGGAAUUUAUUGUCCCAUUAAAUGAUUCACCAGUAGGCAGAACAGGUCACACCAUGUGCGCAUACAAUAACAAACUUUUCGUCUUUGGCGGUACGGACGGUGAGAGAUAUAAUAGCGAUACAUGGUGUUAUGACACACAAACAAAUAAGUGGAAUGAUUUAUCAUGUAUUGGCUAUCUUCCAGCUCCAAGAGAAAAUCAUGGAGUUGCUAUCAUAGAAGACGUUAUGUAUAUUUUUGGUGGGAAGGGACAGGAUGGUUUAGAUUUAAGCGAUCUAGGAGCGCUCAAACUUUCCAAUCAACGAUGGUACAUGUUCUCUAAAAUGGGAAUACCACCAAGUCCUAGGAGGUUUCACGCAAUGACGGCUAGCCGGGAAAAAGUUUUAAUUUUUGGUGGGGAUUGUCUACAAAUUUCAAAACCAGAUGAAGAUGGCACUAUUAAUAUAUUAGAUACAUCUAAAAUAAAGUAUCCAACUUCUCCGUCAAAUUCGACAAAAUCAUCACAAAUAACAACACAAAAAUCACAACAAGCACAACAAAUAAGGUCAAUACCGCAACAACUUCAGACAGGAUAUUCACCACCAUCGCAAAGAAGUCAAAGUUCUUUAAAUUCUCCAGUGCCCUCACCAAGGGCCAUGCCUGAUAAUAUGAAUGUGAGUAAUUCAUCCCCACGUAUGGGCCCUCAGGUGGGAGGUGGUAGUCCAAAAUUUCCAAAAAAAACACAAAAUGGCUCUCCAAGGUUACCACCAGAUAUGGUGGAUCCAAAUAAUAAUGCACAAGCGGGAAAUAAUUUAUCGUCAAGAGGUAGAUCGAAUUCCUCAGAACAAAGGUAUAAUAAUUAUAAUAAUGUUAUGGAAGGUGGUGAUAAUCGUUCGUUAUCGCCACCACUCGGAAAAAAACAAAGCUUUGAAAGUCUUCGUAAACAGACCCCUUCACCUACGGAGGGAAGAAGAGAACAAUUCCGUGAAGGAAAUAAAAAUGCGACGAACUUAGCAAUGCAUAUGGCUGGUGCAACCGGAGAUUUUCAAAAUCCACGUCAGGCUCCACGUCCUCCAAAUUCUAAUUCAUCCAGCAAGAAAAUUCCUCGGAGCAAUAAUUCGUCACCAUCGCCGUUAGCGAUAAACACAAAACAAUUACCAGAUAAUUCAAUUUUGUAUGGUGGCGGAAGUACAAUAUCACCGAGUUCAUCAUCCACAAUUAGUCAGAAUAGUUUGAAAUCUCCUACAUUUGAUGCCCUUGAACAUUUCCCGGCCCCUGUGUCAAACACGGAGAGAGAUAAUUUCUUGCGUGAAUUACAACAAAGAGACGUGCAAAUAUCUCAAAUUAAAAAGCGGGAAAAUUGGUUGAAACUUGAACUCGCUCUUGCUAAAAAAUCUGGUUACACUCCCGAUAAUCGUAAUAGUGGUGUACCCGAAGGAAUUGACUCUGAAAAAAUCAUGGACAUUGGUGAAAACGGUUCUGAUCGUUUUAAGAUUAUGUCGGCGGUUUUCAAAAUAAGACAAGAGUUAAGAAGAGAAAAGGCAACGAUUGCGAAUCAAGCUCAAGCUGCUUCACACAAAAUAACGGAUGCAGAACGUGCGAGAACCGCAGCUCUUCAAGAGGCUGCUUAUUUUAAAGCAAAACUAACAGCUUUGGUAAAUGCUUCAGAAUCAGAUCUCGCUAGCAUUGAAGUUAAGCGUGCAAAAGAUUUAGAGAAACGGUUGACACAAGCUCUUUCGGAAAAAGAGUCGUUACAAAAUAAGUUAUUUCAAUUGCAGCAAGUUUCAGGUUAUGAUAAAAUAUCUCGAGAAGCGGCUGAAGAACGUUCAAAAUCAGCUACUUCGAGGGCCGAAGAAGCGGAAGAGGCUCACGCACGAGCAUUGGCGGAAUUGGCCACAUUGCAUUCUCGUGCCACGAUGGCCGAAGCUCAAUUAAGAGAAAAUAGCACACGUUUAGCUGAAGCUACAUCAGAACUUUCACAGUACCAUUCAACUUCUAACAAUUCACGCAAUAAAAUUGAUCAGCUACAACAGUCACUUGAGCAACAUCAAAGAGCUUUGGAAAAGGCCAAUAAUGCCCUUUUGGCCGCGAAUGAACGAGCGGGUGAAGUGGAAUCAUUAUGGAGACAAUCCCGCCAAGAUUUUGUUGGUUUAGAGAAAGAAGCAGCAAGGCUAAGGGCUGAUUUAGAUAUCAGAAUGACAGAUUUAGAUCGUGCCCACGCGAGAGCCAAUGAAAUGGAAAGGUUGUUGGGGAAAUCUCAAAAAGAAGUUGAUGCAGUACGUGCUAUGAUGCAAGAAGGAAUGACGGAAUUAUUAAACACUUCACGCUCAAAUAAUGAAGGAAAUAAUUCUUCUGAAGCUGCAAAGAAAAUAAUCAUGCUCGAACAGGAGAUAUCAAGCUUAAAAUCUGCUCAUAUGAAUUCACAGAAAGCAACUCAAGAAACUUCCAGUUCACUCGCGGAUGCUAUGAUAAAAAUCUCACAAAUGGAAAGUGCUGCCAUAAAGGCAAGAUCAGAUUCUGCUAGUUUACAACGUAGAUUAAUUGAAGCUUCAGAUGAAAACGCGAAAACAAAAGAUAAAUUACGUGAAAAGGAACAAACAUUGGUAGAAAGAACAAGAGCUCUUGAAGACGCUGAAGUAAAAGUAGGCAUGAUGAGGGAUGUACUUACAGAGAAAGGAAUUUUAGACGAUGGUAGUAACGUUAAUAAAGGAUUAUUUUCAUCAAGUCGAUUUAAAGAAUUGGAAUCAAAAUGUGAAGAACUUGAAAGCAAGCAUAAUCAAGCUGCACGAAAAGUCAAAGAAUCUGAAGAGAAAGCCAAAAUUCUUGAAGGAGAGUUGGAACGUGCCAGUAUCGGAUCAAAAAGCUUAACAUCUGAUAAUGAAGAUAAUGUUAAAUUAGAGACAAAACCUAUUGCAAAUCAAAGGGAGCUCAUUGAAACGAAAAAAAGAUUACAAGAAGUUGAAAAUGAUUAUCAAACUGCCGUACAUUAUGUUAAAGCUCAAGCACGUAAUGAAACAUUAGAAGAAAAAUUAUCUGAAGCCGAAAAUAAUUUUUCAGUAAGUAAAGGAUUGUCCGAUUCUAAAUUACAAGAAUUGACCAAUCAAAAACUUGAAGAACAGAGAUUAGAAUUUGACAAAGAAAAGGUACUAUUACAAGGAAAAGUUGAUGAUUUACGAUCACAGCUUGACCGUGCUUUUGAUGGAAAAAAUAUGGUGGAAGCGGAAUAUGAUGUUUUACGUAAAGAAUACGAAACAUUACGUAAAGAAAACGAGUCUUUGCGUUUGAUCGAUCAGGAACUUCGAGACUUAUUAAAAGAUUCUCAAGAAGCUUUACGGAAUACUCAAAGCGAGUUGGAUGAGACACUUGCGUUAUAUACUAAAGUUAAUAAAGAACUUGAAUAUUCAAUGAAAUCAGGACAAAAAGUACAUAGCGAUAUGAAUUGGGAGGAACAACGUGUCAUAUUAGAGCGGCAAAUUACCGACUAUCGUGCAAUGAAUGAAAGGCUUGAAAAGGAAAACUCAGAUUUAGAACAAAAGUGGAGAGAAUCUGAAAAUAAAAUUACAAUUUUGUUAGAUCAAAUGGAACAUGCUGUUGAUAGUUAUCGUGAAAUUGAAGAUGAUAUAAGAGAUUCAAGUCCGAGAAAUUCCAAUGUGAUUACUUCUCUAACCAAUGAAUUAGAAAUGUUAAAAUCUCAAUUGGACGUGUCGAAUCAAGAUAUUGAUUUAAGUGACGAUGAAUUUAUAAAUGCAAGAUGGAGUCGAUUACCAAAUGAUGAAAAUGAUGAAAAUGAUGAGAGUAGAAUACCAUCGAGAAUUGAUGAAUAUGAUGCAAUGAUGGCCGCUUUAGAUGAAGUUCAGAAAACUGCGGCACAAAGAAAAUUAGGUAACAUGGGUUCUAAUGAUUACGGUUCCUAUAAUAUGACAGGAAAUUUUUUCAAUAAUGACGAUAAUAAUUAUAAUAGGAAUUUGAAUGAUGCAUCAAGAAAUUUUGAUAACUCGAAAAAAAGCCCAACGCGAAUAGUUGAUCAAAUUAGAGGUCAAUUGAAUUUAACACCACCACCUACUCCGCCAAUUUUAUAA
Molecule: messenger RNA, 4518 nt
Organism: Funneliformis geosporum
Lineage: Eukaryota; Fungi; Glomeromycota; Glomeromycetes; Glomerales; Glomeraceae
Source: the annotation of a GenBank genome assembly